Messenger RNA from Linum trigynum, 1359 nucleotides. The record is from the annotation of a GenBank genome assembly. NCBI's taxonomy places the organism in Eukaryota, Viridiplantae, Streptophyta, Magnoliopsida, Malpighiales, Linaceae.
CAAACAAUAUAGCAUCCAAAACUUCAUACAAGAAAGAUCCUAACACAUGGAACUAGGGUUCCUCAAAACCUAAGUGAAGGGAAGUUACUCCAUAGAGAAGAGAGAGACUGCAGAAAUCUGAUCUAGAUCUUCAAUCUCCAUCUCCAAGCUUGAUUCCCGAGCUCCAAUGGUGAAGAAAUCCUCCAAAAUAGCUCCAAGAAUGUUCCCAAGUCGCUCUCUCUAGGGUUCGUCCCUUGGGUGUUUGGGAACCACAAACCCAGCUCUCCCUCUCCUUUGGCUCGAAAUUGGGUUAAAACCCAGAAUUUCCUGACUCACACGGCCAGGCCACACAGCCGUGUGGCUUACCCAGAUGCCUGUGUGAGCUUACCCAGAUACCCCGACUCACACGGCCGUGCUCGUGUUUCUUCUCCCGAAUUGCCAAAUGAUCUGCGAUUGACUUGAAACUUGCGCCUAUGCUUCAAUUCACAUUCUAAGACCUGAAAUGUGACAAAGGAGCACAACCUAGCGUAAAAUAGUCCAAGAAAGCAGAAACUCAAGCCAAAAUGAUCAAGAUACGAGGGUGCAAACAUGUGCAAAUCCGAUGUUAUCAUCGGUCCAUGGCCUUAUCCAGUAUCUACCCCCAGCGCUAUUUCGUCAACUACAACUCCAAGUACAGGAAUGGAGGGAGGCCGAGCAGACUAGGCCGGCUAUUCCCCACAGCGGCAAUGGGUCGGCGCCACCCCCGUUUCCGACCAGAAUUGGUCACGGGGGAUUGGAAGGAGAUCGCCCUCAUCCAGACACCAUUCAUGUUUGGUUUGACGAGGCAGCUAAACGUGAUCAAGGCGGCAGUGUAAGGUUUGUGGGAUUCCAAGUAUCAGGUAUGAUCCUCUUUGCUUUCGGCAAGGCUUAUGAAGGCCUUUCUGAUCCUUUUGUCAUGGAAUGCUUGGCCCUCAGGGAUGCUUUACAAUGGUGCCUAAUGCAUGGUUUUGUUUUUGUCAAAUUUCAUGGGGAUUCGCAACAAUUGAUUCAUCGGAUGGUGAGGAGUGAUGUGUCUCAUGAUCGGAGUGGUGCUAUCUUGGAAGAUGCAAGGGCGUUGGCGUCACAGUUCAGCUGGGUUUCUUUCUGUUUUGUCUCGCGCGCUCAUCGGGAGUUCGACGAUUGGUCGACUCCCGCGCUCUUCUUUCUUCUGUUUAUGACUGAAUUGUUACCGCUACCUUUGACAAAAAAAAAAGGCUAAAUUGAUCCAUCAAGUUUUGAAAAUUUGGCUAUUUAUGUAUAUUAUUCAAAAAAUGGCUAUUAUGGUCCAAAAAGUGAAAGUUAUGGCUAUACAGGUGAAGUUUGCCUAAAAAUAAUGCCAUGAAAUAGAUAGAAUUUUGUGCA